Messenger RNA from Staurois parvus, 302 nucleotides. The record is from the annotation of a GenBank genome assembly. Lineage: Eukaryota; Metazoa; Chordata; Amphibia; Anura; Ranidae.
UGCCCCCUGUCAGUGCUCAUCAGUGCCACAUCAAUGCCACCCAUUAGUGGCAGUCAGUGCCACCUAUCAGUGCUGCCAGUCAGUGUCACCUAUCAGUGCGCAUCAGUGCCGCCUAACAGUGCCAGUCAGUUUGCCUAUCAGUGCCAGUCAGUGCUGCCUAUCAGUGUCAUGUAUCAGUGCUGGCUUUCAGUGCCCAUCAGUGAUGCCUGUCAAUGCCCAUCAGUGCAACCUACCAGUGCCUCCUCAUGAGUGCCACCUAUCAGUGUCCAUCACUGCAGCCUCAUUAGCGCACAUCAGUGAAG